Molecule: messenger RNA, 5291 nt
Organism: Solea solea (common sole)
Lineage: Eukaryota; Metazoa; Chordata; Actinopteri; Pleuronectiformes; Soleidae
Product: FERM domain-containing protein 5-like
Exons: 14
Coding region: 560-2281 (573 amino acids)
Cellular component (GO): cytoskeleton
Molecular function (GO): cytoskeletal protein binding
Source: RefSeq, a predicted model, not a curated record
GAAUGGCUGACCAAAACUACUCUGUAGCUACCUUAUUUCAAAUACGUGCGCGCGUGUGUGUGUGUGAGGUGCAGAGGCGCACCAGUGUUUUAUUAUUCCUGACCAUGUGGCUACAUGUGGUCACGACGUAGAUCGAUACUUGCGUAUCGGAAUUUCUGCUGCUCUGUGGAGGACGAGGCUGCAGAGACGCAGAGAGAGUGGCAUGGCAAUGGCGAUGAGACUGAGGGAGAGACAGCAGUGAGGUGUGACAUGACCGGACUAGAGAGAGAGAGAGAAAGAGAGAGAGAGAGCACUAUUGUAACUAUUCACUGACUAACGGUACCUUCGCCACCCAUCUCUCUCUCUCUCUCUCCCUCUCUCUAUCUCUCUCUCUCUCUUACACACACACGCGCGCGCGCGCUGAUGAAACGAUGCCCCGCUGCUGCUCACCGUCACCGCCGCCGCUGAGCAGGUGUUGCACCACCUCAGAACAGGGACGUCGUUAAUCAACUUGCAUGUAUGUGUGUGUGCAUGUGCAGUGCGUCCUUCUCCGCGGUCCCGCACGCAGACGAUCGAGAAGAUGCUGAGCAGACUGAUGAGCAGCAGCAUCAGGAGUCUGGACAGGGAAUGCGACUGCACGGUGAGGCUGCUGGACGACUCGGAGUACACCUGCACCAUCCAGCGCGAUGCCAAGGGACAGUACCUGUUUGACCUCAUUUGCCAUCAUCUCAACCUGCUGGAGAAAGACUACUUUGGCAUUAGAUAUGUCGACCCGGACAAGCAGAGGCACUGGUUGGAGUUUUCAAAGUCAAUUUCCAAACAGAUGAAAACCCAGCCUCCAUUCACCAUGUGUUUGCGUGUCAAGUUUUACCCACCUGACCCAGCUGCCCUGAAAGAGGAAAUCACAAGAUAUCUCGUCUUCCUGCAGGUUAAGAGGGAUCUCUACCAUGGUCGCCUCCUCUGCAAGACAUCAGAUGCUGCUCUGUUGGCUGCCUACAUAUUACAAGCUGAAAUCGGUGACUACGACCCCGGGAAACACCCGGAGGGCUACUGCUCCAAGUUCCAGUUCUUCCCCAAGCAUUCAGAGAAGCUGGAGCGGCGGAUUGCUGACAUCCACAAGACUGAGCUCAUAGGUCAGAGUCCUGAAACAUCCGAGCUCAACUUCCUCCAGAAGGCUCAGAUGCUGGAGACAUAUGGGGUGGACCCUCAUCCAUGCAAGGACGUAUCUGGCAACCCAGCUUUUCUGGCGUUUACUCCUUUUGGAUUCACUGUGCUGCAAGGAAACAGGAGGGUCCAUUUCCUCAAAUGGGAUGAGGUUACCAAACUCAAGUUUGAAGCAAAGACAUUCCAUAUAUAUGCAAAUCAGAAGGAGGAUAGGAAGAUCAUCCUGACUUACUUUGCACCUACACCCGAGGCCUGUAAGCAUUUGUGGAAGUGUGGAGUCGAGAAUCAAGCCUUCUUCAAGCUGGAGAAGUCAAGUCAAGUCCGCACUGUGUCCAGUAGUAAUCUCUUCUUCAAGGGUAGUCGUUUCAGAUACAGUGGAAAAGUUGCAAAGGAAGUAAUGGAACAAAGUGCCAAAAUUAAGAGAGACCCCCCAGAAAUCCACAGGGCUGGUAUGGUACCAAGUAGGAGUUGUCCAUCCAUCACCCAUGGCCCUCGUUUGACCAGUGUGCCCAGGACCCGACGUAGAGCUGUACACAUCUCCAUCAUGGAAGGUCUGGAGUCUCUUCGAGACAGUGCCCACUCUACGCCUGUACGCUCCGUCUCCCAUGGCGACUUCAUGCCUUCCCGGGGCCGGCUGAUGGACGGCAGCGAGGCAAGUACAUCGGCCGUCAUCUCUGAUGAAGCCUACAGCCCCUCAGACAGUGUGCUGCCUACACCUGUGGCGGAACAUGGCAUGGAAAUGCCUUUGGACCGCCACCACAAUGGGUCUACUUGCAGCGUUGAUGAGGAGCAGGAUUCCGGGGCGGGGACAUUAAAGGAAGGGAAGGCAGCAGAGUUCAGGCUUGGCAGGAGAGCGCUGCGUAUGGUUAGGAGCAGACAGUCACCACAGAGCGACGCAGAGGAGCUGAACAAAUUCAUCCUGAGUGUGUUACGUCUGUUCCUGGUUACCAUCGGACUGUUGUUCGCCCUGCUGCUGCUCCUCAUCAUGCUGACAGAAUCAGACUUGGACAUAGCCUUCCUGAGGGACAUCCGCAAGACACCGGAAUUCCAGCAGUUCCACUUUGAAUACUUCUGCCCCCUGCGGCGCUGGUUCGCCUGUAAGUUACGAUGGAUGGGAGGUUUUCUUAUCAGUAAGUGAGGUGAGCUGAAUGGUGCACUGACUGAACAACACAGCAUAACCCUCCACAGAUGGAGAUGAGACAUGUUCAACAGAGAGACAGGUCAGGAGAGAGGGCAAGAGGAGGGAAAAGAAAAAAAAUAUGGUUCCUAAUAUGGACUCAUAAGCGUCUCAGAGGAAGGAGCUCCUGCCACAGAGCCACGGACUGACUCCUGACAAGUUUUGACCAUUUCAGCAAGGGAAAAAAUAUAUCAUAUUUACUUUGCAAAGUAUUUUGAUUAUUAUUUGUGCACAAAAAUCACUGCUACGGGGUCAAACAUGUCUGACGGACUACACUCAUCCAACCACUAAAAACAGUUGCCUUUACUUUUUGACUAAUUUAUGCUGUUACAUCAUUAUUACACAGAUUGUCUUGCUGUCUUGGGGUGUGUUUUUUUUGUUGACCAGCGAUUGUAAGAUGAAGUUUGCAGUCUCACUAACAACAACAUUUAUCAUUGUUGGGGUCUGUUCUGAGACUAAUAACAGUACCUGGGCUGGUGUGUGUCUGUGUGUACUUUUGUUGUGAUAGCCAGUUUUGGUUCAGCAUCAUUUUUGGCUGCUCCUCAUAACUUCAAAGGGCUGUUUGAGUGUUGAGUCAUGGUUUGUAGGGCUAAAAUUAGUUUAACGUUAGGGUGGUGGCUGUGACGGUGUAAGUUAGGGCAAGGGUUGGAGAAUGCAUUUUGCCAUUGAGUGUCCUCACAGCUGGGGAAAGACAAGAAUGUGUGUGUGUGUGUGUGUGUGUGUGAACGGGUGGGUUUAAAGAAAAUCUGAGCAGCAAUUUCUGAAUGUAAAUCAGUCCUGUGUAAAAACAAUAUUUACAAAUCUUAUAUUUUGUUGCACUGGCAAUGUGUGUAGAGCCAUUAGCACACUUUAAAGGUCCAAUAUGCAAUAUUCGAUUGAGUAUUUUCACAACAGGGGCUCCAAUGACAACACACAGAGAAGGAGUGUGACACGCCUCUCUGCUGAAGAACUAUAGUUCGGAACUAUACUAUAUGGAUGCAGACUAUUGCAUAAUGUACCUUUAAAGCAACUAGACCUUUCUGAAUUCUUCAGGUAUGUUAAACAACCACAUAUGAAGGUGUUUAAGUAAGUUGUAGUAGCUAUUUAAUCUGGGAGUGAUGUUAAUGCUGCCUUGUUACAAGCCUUGAAUAAUUCUUUGUAAUGAAAGUGACUUAGUUUAUUGUUAGUCGUGCGCCAUCACCAUCUCGGCCAGAACACCAAAACCUUUCAUUGUCCACUGAUUAUAACUCAAUCUUUUGUUAGUAUGACAGUAAUGGAGGUGGUAGGUUCACUGGUUUAAUUAAAUAACAGCCAAAUAAUGCUAAUACAGUAACUACUAUCAGCUGAUGGGACUAUGUUAGAGCUGUAGUGAUAGUGAUGUGUUGGUUUGCUCUAUGACUCUGUAGAAAGGAGCUUAUCUUUGUGUGCAAAACUGUUAAUAUAAAGUCCUUUACAUGAUGGAAAUGUUGGUCUUUGUAGAAUGUAGAGCAAAUAUUAGUUAUAUUUUAGUUAUAAGACGGCUAAUGUGGUCCUACGUAUUCUUUUCUUUUCUAAAAUUAAGACCCAUGUUCCACUUUGUGUUUAGCUCUGCUGUUUAUAUUUCAUCAUUUUAUACACAUGGAGAUUUCCUCACGGCAACUUUCAGUGGACUUGAAAAGUCAUUUUUAUAGUAGAUACAUGGUUAUCAGACCCGCACCUGCUUCUGAGAGACCCUAAGAUAAUUCAUGUUUACGUCCAACUUCAACCGACCAAAGAAACCGCUGUUGUCCGUCAGUUAGCAUCAGAUGGAAAACUCUGAUAGUCCUGCUGUCCUUCUCCAGUGUUGUUGUGUUACUUCACAUGUAAAUCAGCAGCCCAGAGCGAACAACAGCAUACUUAACACCACAGACAAACCUAAACAAUAUGUACUGUAGGUAUAUGCUGUCUGCAAGUGAUCAUUCUGAUCGUUGACGACUUUAACCACAAAAUGAUUGAGGAAAAGGUAAAGCAAUAUGGGCAGUUCUUCAAAUUACCACAGGUCUUUUUUUGUUCUUUUUUUCUGUUUGGUGCAGUGUUAGACAAGAGAAACAGAAAUAUCAGAUAUAUUUAUAUUCUGUAGUUUCUGUAUUCGGUGGUUUUUGAUGUGGAGGUAAAUUGAAUCAGUAGAUAUUUUUGCUUUGUACCGGAUUGAUUUUCUCAUUUUAUGUUCAUGUGUGUCAAGAAAAUGCAGCAUAAUUUGAGCAAUAAAUAUUGUAAACAAUGUAAUGGACACGAUUAACAAUGAACAGCUAACCAAUCAAUGUUCAUCUGUCUACUCAACAUGGAAAAUGUCUUUUGAAUUCACUCAGAGGGUAAAAACAGACUGUAGAUGCAUGUGAGAACAGAAUGGUGCCCAGUGCUCUCCAGCAGCCAGCAGCACACAACACUCUGUGGUACAGAUAUUUCUUCAGAGUAUCUAUUGUUCAUGAAAGGGGGGGGGAGGAGGUUUAUAUGCAAGUCCUGUUUAGUUGUUGCCUCCUUCGAAACUGCUUUCUUUUCACUCACUCCACGGAAAUGUAUUAGACAAAAAGAUUUUGUAUAAAGUGACAGCAGAAGCUUUUUAUUUGACUCAGAAAAAAGGUGUGGCCUCCAUGACGUUGGAGCAGUUUCUAUUUCUAGCCAAUUCAAAAACAGCAUAGGUAGCAUACUGAACUACUCGACUCUCUCUCUUUGUGCAAUGCAGUUGUGUUGGUUUUUUUUUUGUGCAGCUCAAAUCUGUUUCAGAUCACCUAAGCCACACCAUGAUAGAGCAGGAAGACAGCUCCAUCUUACAUUCAUAUGAUUAAUGUUGACUGGAGUUAAGCCUGAGAUUUUGUCUUACUGUAAGAUUGUUUCCUGUACCAUAGCCCCACACAUGGAAUUGUCUCUGUAAGCAUGUGCUCUGCAUUUAUUACCUCCAACAAGGCUGCUUAUUUCCAACCACUAACUGAAUACUGCUGUACACUAUUUAUGAAUAAAUAUAAUCUAUUCUUGA